Molecule: messenger RNA, 3294 nt
Organism: Diplodia corticola
Lineage: Eukaryota; Fungi; Ascomycota; Dothideomycetes; Botryosphaeriales; Botryosphaeriaceae
Product: amp deaminase
Exons: 3
Coding region: 1-3294 (1097 amino acids)
Biological process (GO): AMP metabolic process; IMP salvage
Cellular component (GO): cytosol
Molecular function (GO): AMP deaminase activity
Source: RefSeq, a predicted model, not a curated record
AUGGUCGCCCUCGCAGCUGCCCACGCCCUGUCGCCCGACGACUCGCCCGACCUGCACGUCGCCGACCUCUCCUCCGAGGAGGACCAGCUCGCCCUCGAGCAGCUGUCCGACGACCGCGACGCGUCCGAGAACCCCAGCGAUGAGGCACAGGACGCCCAAAAAAGCAAGCCGACGGGGCCUGGGGGCGGGGAUGCGGGCCCCAGCAUGGAUGCCGCCGGCACUGCUGCUAAUGCAUCCGACGGCGCACAAACUGGUCUGCUGCCCAGGGAUAAACAGCGCAGGACGGCCUUCUACGACCGCGCCUCCGAGAAGCAGAUGAGCCACUCCGAGGCCAAGCAGUUUUUCCAGCGCCACCAGCUCGAGACCCAGGUCGGCAGCAGCAAUUGGUCCCAGGACGGCGACAGCGACAUGAUUCCGAGAGCCCAGCGGUCGCCCCGCGCCACCGUCCACGCCCAGGGACACACCAGUUAUCGCUCCACCCUGCCCGUCGAGGUCGAGUCCCCCAACCCGGACAAGCUCCCCAGCCUCGCCGGUGCGUUCGGUGCCCCCAGCUACUACGCCCACGCCAAGCCAGACGAUCCGUUUCUCGAGGCCGAUCGCACCGCUCGUUCCCACAGUCACCACCCUACUCUUCCCCAUGAAUCCAAGCCGCUGUUGGAGCAGCACGGCAUACACGGCGCCGGCGCCGGCGUUGGCGUGGGUUACGGCAACGGCGGCUUCGCUGCCAACGAUUCCAGUGUCGCCGAGGAGUUGCGCAACAUCUACACGCAGAUUCAGAAAGUCCUCGACAUCCGCCACAAGUACAUGCGUCUCUCCCUGCAAGGCGACUUCGACAACCCCAAAGACGACCCUAGCUGGGAAAUCUACCCUCCUCUGCCGGAUCCUGCCUGGGACCACAACCGCUACGCGGGUACUGCUACCAAUGGCCUCAACAGCAUGAGCAACAGCCAGAUGCUUGAUCCUGAUGCGAAGCCGCGAGCAGCCCCGAAGCCGCCGAGGAAGCCAGGUCAUGACAUCGGUGAGGACUUCGACAUUGAUGAUUUGCUGCCUCUCCCCGGCCCCUCGGAGAUGAACUUCAAGCUCGACGACAGCAGUGUAUUCCAGGUCUACGAGACCGAGGCUUCCGCCGAGCUUAACAAGCCCAUGGUGAACAUUCCGGAUAUCAGGGAGUUCUACAUGGAUCUAGACGAGAUUAUCAGCGUGUCCACCGACGGGCCCAUCAAAAGUUUUGCUUUCAGGCGUCUGCAGUAUCUCGAGGGAAAGUUCAAUCUCUACUACUUGCUGAACGAGUAUCAGGAGAUAGCGGACAGCAAGAAGGUGCCUCACAGAGACUUCUACAACGUCCGUAAGGUCGACACUCACGUUCAUCACUCUGCCUGCAUGAACCAGAAACAUCUGCUUCGGUUCAUUAAGAGUAAGAUGAAGAAGUCUCCCGACGAGGUCGUACUGUACAGAGACGGCAAGCAUCUGACCCUAAGAGAGGUCUUUGAGAGUAUCAACUUGACUGCGUAUGACCUCAGUAUUGACACUCUUGAUAUGCAUGCCCACACGGACAGUUUCCACCGAUUCGACAAGUUCAAUCUGAAGUACAACCCUAUCGGGGAAUCCAGGCUGAGGACCAUCUUCUUGAAGACUGACAAUUACAUCCACGGACGCUACCUGGCAGAGAUUACAAAGGAGGUUAUGGCGGAUCUAGAGUCCAGCAAGUACCAAAUGGUGGAAUGGAGAAUCUCCAUCUACGGCCGCGAUCUUGAGGAGUGGGACAAAUUAGCCGCAUGGGUGGUCGACAACAAGCUCUUCUCUCUCAACGUGCGCUGGCUCAUCCAGGUCCCUCGUCUUUACGACGUCUACAAGAGCUCGAACUUGAUGGACAACUUUGAGCAGAUUGUUCGCAACAUUUUCCAGCCCUUGUUCGAGGUUACCAAAGACCCUAACAGUCACCCAAAGCUGCACAUCUUCUUGCAGAGGGUCAUUGGCUUUGACAGUGUUGAUGAUGAGAGCAAGCCCGAACGUCGGCUUUACAGGAAGUUCCCCAAGCCAAAGUGGUGGGAUACCAAGCAAAACCCUCCCUACAGCUACUGGAUCUACUAUCUCUUCGCCAACAUCGCCUCACUCAACGUUUGGCGCAAGCAACGAGGCUUCAAUACAUUCUUGCUCAGGCCGCACUGUGGUGAAGCCGGCGACACGGACCACUUGGCGGCAACGGUCCUUUGCUGCCAUAGCAUCAGCCACGGCUUGAUGCUCAGGAAGGUUCCUCUUCUUCAAUAUAUCUUUUAUCUGGACCAAAUCGGCAUUGCCAUGUCUCCGCUGAGCAACAACGCGCUUUUUCUGGCGUACGAGCGGAACCCGUUCCUCUCCUACUUCAAGCGCGGCCUGAACGUGUCUCUGUCUACGGAUGACCCUCUUCAAUUCGCUUUCACCAAAGAGCCCUUGAUCGAGGAGUACUCGGUCGCGGCGCAGAUCUACAAGCUGAGUGCGGUGGAUAUGUGCGAACUGGCCAAGCAUUCGGUCGAGCAGAGUGGCUUCGAGCACGCCGUCAAGCAGAGAUGGCUGGGUGCGAACUACCAUUUGCCAGGUGUUGCAGGAAACGACAUGAGCAAAGUCAAUGUACCAAACAUCAGAGAGGCGUUCCGCCACGAAACCCUGCAGGCUGAGCUCGCCAUGAUCUCCCGAUACACCAGCACUGGCACCAGCGAGCCGCUCUCGAUGCGCAACGUAGCGGCGAAGACGCCGGCCGAGCAAGCAGCAAAUGGGACGGGGCGGCAACCGGCUUCGCCCACGGCGAGAAAGACUCUGCAGGUUGACGUGCCUCUGGCUCAAGCUCCCACAUCAGCGCCACAGGACCGUCUGACGAGUGUGAAGAAUGCUCACCUCAAAAUGUCAGCUUCUUCCAGCGACCUCGUGGGCCGCGAUGAUGGGUCCACAGCUGGAAGCAACCCGAUGCACGUCAGCCGCAAAACCAACCGGUCCUCUUCGAUGGUGGCGACAACGCCGUCGGUGAUACCGAUGCCGCAGCCUUUCCUCGGGCCGCCCCUUUCUCCACAGCAGAGCGUCACGUCGGCAUCGGCGUCACAUCUCGACCCUCACGAGCCUCGACUUUUCCCGGGAGUGGUGAGCAGACACCGCAAGAGCAGCAACACGCAGAGACCAGCCAUGGAGGGAGGCGAGCUGGACAGCACGUGGGUGGGGGUUAAGAAGAGCGGAUCACACCCGCUGACGGAUGCGAGCGACGCGGCAGUCUUCGACGAUCCGUUGGAAGAGGAGUCGGAGGGCGAGGGCGAGGACGAGGAAUGA